Molecule: messenger RNA, 2348 nt
Organism: Durio zibethinus
Lineage: Eukaryota; Viridiplantae; Streptophyta; Magnoliopsida; Malvales; Malvaceae
Product: acyl-coenzyme A oxidase 3, peroxisomal-like
Biological process (GO): fatty acid beta-oxidation using acyl-CoA oxidase; lipid homeostasis
Cellular component (GO): peroxisome
Molecular function (GO): FAD binding; fatty acid binding; acyl-CoA oxidase activity
Source: RefSeq, a predicted model, not a curated record
ACCCUGCCCAAUUAAACAUGAACACACCAUCUUUUAAACGCUCGACCCCCCAAACAAUAAUUCUUGACGAUCAUCUUUUCAUCAUCAUCUUCUUCUUCUUGAAUUUUAUCUGCAAAUCCUAAAAGAGAAAAAAAAAAAAAGGAAAACGUUAAUUCUCCAAUGGAUCGAGCUUUUCAAAGAUCGAAAAUCCUAACCAACCACCUCCUCCAAUCCUCUGCAUCUUCGCCCGCUCGAAUUCGUUCUCUUUCUUCAAACGCCUGUUUAAAUUACACUCCCCCCGAAUUUUCCGAAAAUUACGCAUUUGACAUCAAGGAGAUGCGGAAGCUACUCGACAGGCACAACGUGGAGGAACGGGAUUGGCUGUUUGGGAUGAUGAGGCAGAGCAAGGUGUUCAACCCCAGAGUGAGGGGAGGGAAGGUGUUUGUGUCGCCGGACUAUAACCAGUCGAUGGAGCAGCAGCGGGAAAUGACAUUGAAACGCAUCGAGUAUUUGCUGGAGAGAGGGGUGUUCAAAGGAUGGUUAACGGAGAACGGAGAAGAGGCUGAGAUGAGGAAGUUCGCUUGCUUUGAGGUUCUGAGUAUCUUCGAUCAUUCCCUUGCCACUAAGCUCGGAGUUCACUUCUUCUUGUGGGGUGGUGCCAUACAAUUUUUUGGUACAAAGCACCAUCAUGACAAGUGGCUGAAGGACACUGAAAAUUUAUCGAUCAGGUGUUGCUUUGCAAUGACGGAGUUGGGGCACGGAAGUAAUGUUCGCGGUAUUGAAACGGUAACAACAUAUGAUUCAAACACAGGGGAGUUUGUCAUUAGUACUCCUUGUGAAUCAGCUCAGAAGUAUUGGAUUGGUGGGGCAGCCAAUCAUGCAACACACACAAUUGCAUUUUCACAGCUAAAUAUCAAUGGAACCAGUCAAGGGGUUCAUGCGUUUAUAGUCCAAAUCAGGGAUGCUGAUGGUAACGUAUGUCCAAACAUUCGCAUUGCUGACUGUGGUCAUAAAAUUGGUUUAAAUGGUGUUGAUAAUGGUCGAAUCUGGUUUGACAAUGUUCGAGUGCCCAGAGAGAACUUGUUAAAUUCAGUUGCCGAUGUUUCACCUGAUGGAAAAUAUCUAAGUUCAAUAAAAGACCCAGAUCAGAGAUUUGCUGCAUUCAUGGCCCCUCUGACAGGAGGUCGUGUUAAUAUUGCAGUUAGUGCAGUUUACCAAGCAAAGGUUGGUUUAGCAAUUGCCAUUAGGUAUGCACUAACAAGGCGGGCUUUUUCUCUCAAACCAAAUGAACCCGAGGUCUUAUUGCUUGAUUACCCAAGUCAUCAACGACGACUCUUGCCUCUCAUUGCAAAGAUCUAUGCUAUGAGUUUUGCAGCAAAUUACAUGAAAAUGCUGUAUGUAAAGAGGACACCUCAGUCAAACAAAACCAUUCAUGUAGUUUCAAGUUCAUUCAAAGCUACUUUUACUUGGAAUAACAUGCAAAUACUUCAGGAAUGUCGUGAAGCUUGUGGAGGACAAGGAUUAAAGACUGAGAAUCGUGUUGGUCAUCUUAAAGGUGAAUAUGAUGUGCAAUCCACUUUUGAGGGGGACAAUCAUGUUUUGAUGCAGCAGGUCAGCAAGGCUCUUCUUGCCGAAUAUGUGGCUGCUCAGAAGAGAAAUAAGGCUUUCAAGGGUCUGGGCUUAGAACACAUGAAUAAACCCUGCCCUAUCAUUCCAUCACAGCUUACUAGCACUACCCUUCGAUGCAGUCAAUUCCAGAUGGAUGCCUUGUGCUUAAGGGAGAGAGAUCUUUUGAAUCGUUUUGUUGCAGAGGUCUCACAACUUAAAUCCAAGGGAGAAAGUGAAGAGCAUGCAUUCAUUAUGAGUUAUGAGCUAGCAGAGGACUUGGGCAGAGCUUUCUCAGAUCGAGCAAUAUUUCAAACGUUUGUUGAGGCAGAAGCAACUCUAGCUGCUGGUUCAUUGAAGGAUGUUCUAGGCAUAUUGAGAUCAUUGUAUGCCUUAAUUUGUAUCGAAGAUGUUGCAUUUCUCCAAUAUGGGUACCUAUCAGUGGACAAUGCCACCGCUGUGAGGAGAGAAAUAACAAAAAUUUGCAGUGAACUUCGACCACAUGCGUUUGCUUUAGUCAGUUCCUUUGGCAUUCCUGAUGCUUUUCUGAGCCCUAUAGCUUUUGACUGGAUUGAUGCAAACUCUUGGUCUUCGGUUUAGCCCUGAUAGGGUGUUAUCCUACCAAUCUCAGUUAAGCAAAAGGUCUAGUCAUGGCUAGCUACUCUUUGAGUCUUUUUAAUAGGAUAACCUUCAUCCGACUUUAUAGCGAAAGCAAUUAUCUGUAAACUGUUCCUUAUAUUAAUAAAUUUAUUGGUUAUUUGCUU